This is a messenger RNA of Ipomoea triloba (trilobed morning glory), 991 nucleotides long. Its product is annotated as vegetative cell wall protein gp1-like. Lineage: Eukaryota; Viridiplantae; Streptophyta; Magnoliopsida; Solanales; Convolvulaceae. The transcript is spliced from 3 exons. The coding region runs from base 1 to 936 and encodes 311 amino acids. The record is from RefSeq and is a predicted model, not a curated record.
AUGGGAUUGAACAAGGUGGCGGAGACUCACGGGGAGUGUUUUUGCUUUGCCAUUAAACACGCCGCCGGUUUUGGGAUUCCGGUUGAUAUGGACCGGGCCGCGGAUCUUCAUUCUGCUUGUGGGGUCACAAAUGACAUAAAACUCAGCUGCCGUGAUGUAGUAUCUAUGUCUCCUGGUUCAUCACCUGUUCAACCUCCUGCUUUUUCUCCCACUCCGGCACCACUUACCAACACUUUGCCUUUGGUGUUGCCGCCGGCCCCGGAAUCCCCUGAUUCUCCGAUUCCGGCACCGUUUAAGUCUUUAGAACCACCAUCUCCUUCGGUGUCGUCGCCGGCCCCUGAUUCUCCAAUUCCGGCGCCGUUAAAGUCUUUAGAACCACCGUCUCCUUCGGUGUCGUCGCCGGCUCCGGAUUCCCCUGAUUCUCCAAUUCCGGCACCGCUUAAGUCUUCGGAACCACCAUCUCCGUCGGUGUUGCCGCCGGCGGCUAAUUCCCCUGAUUCUCCGAUUCAGGCACCGCUUAAGUCUUCAGAACCACCGUCUCCUUCGGUGUCGUCGCCGGCGGCUAAUUCCCCUGCUUCUCCAAUUCCGGCACCGCUUAAAUCUUCAGAACCACCGUCUCCUACGGUGUCGCCGGCGGCGGCUGAUUCCCCUAAUUCUCCAAUUCCGGCACCGCUUAAGUCUUCUGAAUCACCAUCGCCUUCGCCGGCUCUCGCCUCUUCAAUUUCGGAACCACCAUCUUCUUCGGUGUUGGCGCCGAUUGCCGCUUCUCCAACUGCACCUCCGAAGUCUUCUCCUACUUCGGCUCCUCCAAAACCGGCAGUCACCUCCGGGCAUAGUCCGGCACCUGAAAAAUCCGCCGGCUACAACAUCUUAUCAUUUUCAGUUGCUUUUAGCGCGGCGGCGGCCUUGGUGUCAUUCAUGUUUGUGGUAGCUUAGUUAGUUUAGGUAGGAAAUAAUUAUGGAUUUUCCGUUUGUUUAGUAUAUUAGUUAG